Molecule: messenger RNA, 408 nt
Organism: Oikopleura dioica
Lineage: Eukaryota; Metazoa; Chordata; Appendicularia; Copelata; Oikopleuridae
Source: the annotation of a GenBank genome assembly
AUGACCGACUAUUUACCGGGCACCGCUGGACUCAUCGAGGACAUUGACAAGAAGCAUUUAGUCGUCUUGCGCGACGGUCGAACUCUGAUCGGCAUCCUCCGCGCGAUCGACCAAUUCGCUAAUCUCGUUCUUCACCAGACAGUCGAACGCAUCCACGUCGACGGGUUCUUUGGCGACAUUCCCAGAGGAAUUUUUGUUGUCAGAGGUGAAAACGUAGCCCUAUUCGGCGAGGUAGAUUUGGAAAAUGAAAACCGUGGUAAUCUGCAGGAAGUUUCCGUGGAAGAAAUCCUCGAGUUGCACCAACAAGUGACUGCGAGAAAAGACGAACUCGAGCGUCGAAAAUCGAGAGCGAUGCGCGAACGCGGCCUCAUCCCUCACCAAGAUGUCCCCGACGAUCUUUAUUUCUAA